AUGUCGACAACAUUCGCAAUUGAUCUAGUGCCACCUUUCUGCAAUGGGAAUGUUGCUGCACGCCUACAAUAUAGUACUCUUCGAUCAAACGCAUACGAUGUUCAUUAUAGAAACAUCUCACAGAUCACGCCGUGCAGCUCUGCACCGGCGUCACCGCGAAUACUCCGUUGCGACAAUGAUUCCUUUCUCGACUCGCAAUCCUCUCAGGAUCAGUCACCUCCACGACUUCUGAGACCUCCACCACUUCUCUCCCCUUACCCAGAUUCUUCUUCACCCCCACGAUCAAACUCCAUUGACCUAUCCACCCUUCGCAGGGACAUUGAACUACUCUCGGUUUCGUCCCGUGAUAGCGGAAGCGACUCGGAAUCUGAACCCCCAACACCAGCUGAUAGCGUGAGGACAGUGCGCUCGAGAAGUCAUGAUCCGACAGCAGCUGCCUCUGUCCUCAGACGGCCAAGUAGAAUUGAACACCUUUCCGAGUUGUUCAGGAAAGCGCUUGCCAAAUCACCUGUAGUUCGCAGAACAGCUGUGGAGGAGGAGUCAAGAACAGUGAACAAGCACAGAACCAGCCGCUAUUGGCUUGAUGAGCAGGUAUCGACGAUUUUCAAUUAAUU
Molecule: messenger RNA, 614 nt
Organism: Strongylus vulgaris
Lineage: Eukaryota; Metazoa; Nematoda; Chromadorea; Rhabditida; Strongylidae
Source: the annotation of a GenBank genome assembly